Messenger RNA from Schizosaccharomyces cryophilus OY26, 1351 nucleotides. Its product is annotated as CMGC/CDK/CDK8 protein kinase Srb10. NCBI's taxonomy places the organism in Eukaryota, Fungi, Ascomycota, Schizosaccharomycetes, Schizosaccharomycetales, Schizosaccharomycetaceae. The record is from RefSeq and is a predicted model, not a curated record. Gene Ontology annotation, biological process: protein phosphorylation. The transcript has 2 exons. The coding region runs from base 227 to 1351 and encodes 374 amino acids. Gene Ontology annotation, cellular component: nucleus; mediator complex. Gene Ontology annotation, molecular function: ATP binding; cyclin-dependent protein serine/threonine kinase activity; RNA polymerase II CTD heptapeptide repeat kinase activity.
GGUCCGUAUUUUAACCAGUGCUAUAGAUUACUUUAUGCAGGCAGCCAGACUUGCACCUUUUGCAAAGUUAUUUGACAUCCACUGAACAAACAGAAUUUAAAUUUCUUUAAACUAUUAUUUAUCAGAGCUCAUUAACAAGGAUCCUUUUAGUUCCCUUUUUCCAGGUAAAGUAUGAGAUUCCUAGUGAAGAAAAACUGGAUACUUGAUUUGGCUUUGCUGUUUCUGCAUGAAUAUUCAAGGAUUGACAAAAGACUACCAAGUAGUAGGAUUUAUAUCCUCCGGAACUUACGGAAAAGUUUACAAGGCUAUUUCAACAAAUAAAAAUGAAAAGCGCUAUUUUGCUAUAAAAAAAUUCAAGGCUGAAGCAAGGAAUGCGGCUCCAAAUGCGCAACAAACGGGCAUCUCUCAAAGCACCAUACGAGAAAUGAUGCUUUGUAGAGAAAUCCAACAUGAAAAUGUUGUGAAGUUGAUUCAAAUAUUACUGAAAGACGGGACCAUUAGUAUGGUUUUCGAAUACGCUGAGCAUGAUCUAUUGCAAUUAAUCCACUUUCAUGGCCGAACAAGAACGAGAAAAAUACCCCCAUUUAUAAUAAAAAGUAUCUUGUGGCAGUUGCUCAAUGGUCUUGCCUACCUUCAUGAAAACUGGGUUAUACAUCGCGAUUUAAAGCCUGCCAACAUCAUGAUAACGGCAGCUGGAAAGGUUAAAAUUGGUGACUUAGGGCUUGGUAGACUAAUCCGUGACCCUUUACUUCCAUUCUACUCUAGUGAUCGUGUCGUCGUUACUAUAUGGUAUCGUGCGCCUGAAUUAUUAUUAGGGGCUCGAGACUAUACGCCAGCUAUAGACAUAUGGGCAAUUGGCUGUAUUUAUGGAGAGAUACUCGCUUUAACUCCUUUGUUUAAAGGUGAAGUGAAAAUGGAAUCCAAAAAAGUGAUUCCGUUUCAACGCACACAAAUGCUACGGAUAAUGGAGAUAUUAGGUACGCCUACUGUAGAAAGGUGGCCAGAUUUAAAAGAUUAUCCUGACUAUGAUCAAUUGUCGACAUUUGAAGUAAAGUAUUGGAAUAAUCUGCUUCCCCAGUGGUAUCGCACAGACAAAACUAGAGAUCCAAAAGGUCUCGAUUUGCUUAUGAAGCUACUUGUUUACGAUCCUAAAAAACGAAUAACUGCUAAAGAGGCAAUUCAGCAUCCUUUUUUUACAGAGGACUCCAACUGGAGUACCACGCCUUUCUCCGAUCAUGGCGUCCAGUAUCCAGAACGAAGGAUAUUGCCGGAUGAUUCGGAUCUUCCACCUGGUAAACGACCGCUGACUUCUACCAUGCGUCAAGAACCGAAACGCUUUAAAGGAAAUUAA